This is a messenger RNA of Necator americanus (New World hookworm), 357 nucleotides long. RefSeq lists its product as uncharacterized. The coding region runs from base 1 to 357 and encodes 118 amino acids. NCBI's taxonomy places the organism in Eukaryota, Metazoa, Nematoda, Chromadorea, Rhabditida, Ancylostomatidae. The transcript is spliced from 3 exons. The record is from RefSeq and is a predicted model, not a curated record.
AUGACUGCGGUUUCGUACACGAUUGAACCUAUCAAUGGACGAGCUGCUAUCCAGAAGAACUUCGCGAGACUUCCCGAACGCGCACCAAAUUACUCCAAUCGCCAUGUCACUCUUAACGAGAGAUUUUCUAUCAUUGAACGUGGAUACUAUCUGAAGCCAGUAGAAGUGACUCAUACAUCUGAAUCUCCACGCGUUAGUCUUGUUUGUACCAACGUUAUAUCACGAGAAGAAGUGAUGGCUAGCACUUUCGCAAAGAUGGAGAGGAAACAAGCAGAAGAGCAGCGAAGAUUGGCGAAGAGCCAAGAAACGUCUCCGGUUAUGAGUCCUCCUCGAUCCAUUGAGUCAGCCUCGCCUUAA